AUGGGCAAUGCUCCCGCAAGACGACGAGUCACCAGCACGGCAUCCACCGAAAAUAAUGCAGAUGUACAUGAAGCUGUCACGACCCUCAAGGCCAUGAGGGAGCCCAAAAACAUUGGUUUUGAGCCGACUGUGCUCAUGACCGUGGAUGAUGUGGAAAGUCGCCUCCCAGCCAAGAGCUUCCUUCGGCCUCUCCUCCGGUCGCUCCGGCGCGUUGCUCGCCACGAGACAGACGUCGUCAUGGUUUUGCAUCUGGCUCUGUAUUUCACCACAUCCGUCCCGAGUGCAGUCUAUCUGUAUAUGAAUUUCUCAUAUCUCCACGGCAUUCUCCAUCUCAUCAUGCAAUUCUAUUAUCUCGGCACCUACACUCUUAUGAUGCACCAGCAUAUUCAUCAGCGUGGAAUUCUUAAUAAGAAAUUUGGGCUUUUCGACAAGCUGUUUCCAUACAUUACAGAUCCGUUGAUGGGCCAUACGUGGAACACGUAUUACUAUCACCAUGUCAAGCACCACCACGUCGAGGGCAACGGUCCUGGCGAUCUCUCAUCGACGAUUCGAUACCAGCGCGACAGCGUGGUUGACUUCUUACGCUAUCUCGGCCGUUUUUAUUUCUUGGUUUGGCUUGAUCUACCUCUGUACUUUCUGAGGACGCGACGGCCUAAUUCCGCGUUUCGCACUGCCGGAUGGGAGCUGUCAACCUACCUAUUUUACUUCACCAUGUCUAAGCUUUGUGGCGCCAAGCCAACAUUUUUCGUAUAUGUGGCGCCCUUCAUGAUCAUGCGACUUGGUCUGAUGGUGGGUAAUUGGGGACAACACGCCUUUGUUGAUCCAGACGAGCCAGAUUCGGACUUCCGCUCCAGUAUAACGUUGAUAGAUGUGCCAAGUAACCGAUUCUGCUUCAAUGACGGGUACCAUACAUCGCAUCAUUUGAAUCCGAUGCGUCACUGGCGCGAUCAUCCCAUCUCGUUCCUGGAGCAAAAGGAAACGUAUGCCAAAGAAGGCGCGCUGGUCUUUCACAACAUUGACUUUCUCAUGAUCACAGUGCGGCUGAUGAUGAAGGACUAUGACACUUUGGCAAAAUGCUUGGUGCCGAUGGGAGACCAAAUCAAGCUCAGCAUGGAGGGACGCGUGCGGCUACUGAAACGGCUGACCAAGAGAUUUACGGAGGAGGAUGUGCGGCGCACCUUUCCUCAACGGUAG
Akanthomyces muscarius is the source of this 1194-nucleotide messenger RNA. RefSeq lists its product as uncharacterized. Lineage: Eukaryota; Fungi; Ascomycota; Sordariomycetes; Hypocreales; Cordycipitaceae. The coding region runs from base 1 to 1194 and encodes 397 amino acids. Gene Ontology annotation, biological process: lipid metabolic process. The transcript is spliced from 2 exons. The record is from RefSeq and is a predicted model, not a curated record.